Fulmarus glacialis (Northern fulmar) is the source of this 964-nucleotide messenger RNA. It is a transcript of the gene USB1, whose product is annotated as U6 snRNA biogenesis 1. NCBI's taxonomy places the organism in Eukaryota, Metazoa, Chordata, Aves, Procellariiformes, Procellariidae. Gene Ontology annotation, biological process: U6 snRNA 3'-end processing. The record is from RefSeq and is a predicted model, not a curated record. Gene Ontology annotation, molecular function: 3'-5'-RNA exonuclease activity. Gene Ontology annotation, cellular component: nucleus. The transcript has 4 exons. The annotation marks the transcript as partial.
GAUCUUUCUUAUUUCAGGUUCUUCUGCGUGGCUGACCAAGUGAAGGUUUACACCAACCAGAACAAAACCAGGACCUUUAUUGGCUUGGAGGUCUCCGCUGGGCAUUUCCAGCUGCUGGAGCUGGUCUCGGAGGUGGACAGAGUUCUGGAGGAAUUUGACCUUCCCACGUUCUACAAGGACCCGUCAUUCCAUAUCAGCUUGGCCUGGUGCGUUGGGGAUCUGUCUGGCAGGCUGGAAGGGCAGUGUCUGCAGGAGCUCCAGGACAUUGUGGACGGGUUUGAGGACUCGGCGCUCCUGCUGCGUGUCCAAUGGGAGCAAAUUCGCUGCAAGUCGGGGAACAAGUAUUUCUCCUUCCCCUUGAGGUAGGGGCCGGUGGGGCUGUGCAUUUCAGAGCCUCGAAGACCCUGAUGUUCAACCAAGGACCGUUCUCCAGUGCAGCUCUGAGUGGCGCGGGCUGUCACACACCUCCCACGCUCUUCUUGCCUGCUCAGCAUCUCUGGGGUGUUUGUGGCCUCAAGUCAGGCUACUUCCAAGUUUGAGUUGCUGGCUGAAGAACUGUGUGUUUGUAGCAGAUUCCGUCCUCGCUGCUGUAUGUGCUGCAGUCAGCACUGGUGGUUCCAGCCAUCCCACGGUCGCUAAUUUUGCUGAUUUUUUAAAAAAGAAAAAAAAAAUCUCUAUAAAAGCCAUAGAUGCCUUAUGGGAAGGAGGAAGAAGGUAGCGUGGGAAGCUGUUUCUAAAGGGAGAGUGUCUCGCACGCUUGGAAGUAGCACUGCCUGAUUGUCAGGAGCCUCUGAGCAUGCUUUGAGUAGCAAGAGGUGAGGACAUGGAGCUGGACUCUCUCGCCAGAGCAUCUCCCUACUGUAAGCCAGCUCGGACAAGUUCCUGGGUCAUGCUUUGUGUCCCUCUCACACUGCUGUUGCCUCUAUAGAAAAAUUUCAGUAUCAGAUCCUUUUGCCAAACAGCA